AUGACGAUCACAUGCGUUCUCCCUCAGCGAACGUUUGAUACUCCCAACUUACGGCAAAAAAAGUGUCCUGCACCAAACAAAACCAGUGUCCUCAUCGAUAUCUUAUGCGCUUUGGGCAGCCACCUACUUCAUUGCAAUGCCUUGCAUUGGGUGAUUCCCGGCUGGUCCUGUGCGGCCGAGGGAAAAGACCGUCUUCCUCAUCGCCAUCGACCUUACCCGCGGCAAGCCUACGACGAUCUUCCCACAAGAUAUUUGAAGAAGACUCUCGAAGCACAAAGGGCCGCCAACCGUGAGAGACUGAUCCGCAAGGUCUACAAUGAUCCGCCUGGCCUAAAUAUUCACCGUCCGUUGAUCCCCGAAGAGCAGAUAGACCAGCUUCAUAAUGCGCUUGAAGCUCCCGCAGAAGCCACACCCUCCAAGACAUCCCUAUCAAGGCGGUCGUCAACAAAAGAACCAACCCAGGAACGACUCAUAGGCCCGUCUGUUCGAAUUCCGUGGGUUGUAAAGGGAGAUGGUUCCACAAACCGCCCCUGGCUUGACUUUCUUCGAACCGGUGGUGAAUUGAGAGACGCCAGUUCAGUCCUAGGAAGCGAGAUUUCAGCCCUUGCCGAAUUCCUCAGGCCUUCAACUACAGAGCGAUUGGUCGUGAAGGGCAUACUUGAUGAUAUAUCAAAGCAGCUUCUUGGUGCGGUGCCGAGCCCGCCACAGCUUGUAGGCUCAUGGUCCACGCAAACCGCAUCUAGCACAUCAACUAUUGACCUUAUGAUCCUCGUGCCUGGUGUUGAUGCGCCGCAUCAUAAGUCAACACCAAUGAAUCCCCGUACCAUCAAAAUGUUUACCGGCAUCAUAGAAAGGGCUGAGCUUGAAAUGAAGAACAGCACAGAUUUUGAUGGAUGUCAUGUUAUUUAUGAAAAAAGUCCAGCACUUGUGAUGCCCCACAAAGCUUCAGGUUUAUCAAUCAGGCUAUUUUGCGGGAGUUAUCUGCCCAAGUCCGAUGGUUUCAUGAGGGAUUCUCUUGCCAAUUUUCCGUCUUUGCAACCAUUAUACAUGGUUCUUAGGGUCCUUCUUGAAAGCAGGAAUAUCUUUGGAUGGGAAGCGGCCUCGGUAGACUCAUACGGUUUAUUUCUGCUCAUCACGGCCUUUUUGAAGCAGCAGAAGAGUCCGACGGAAUACGCACAGAAAAGUUUGGGCGAGCAACUCCUCUCAAUUCUUAAUACAUAUGGCUCUGCAAUCGACCUAAGCACAACGGGUAUCUCAGUCGACCCAGCUGGGUUUUUUAGCAUCUCCAACAUCCGCGAAUCCGGAAAUUUUCGUAUUGAGCAUGGUGACAACAACAACAAAAACAACGGCAGCAACGGAAAGAUAUAUCCCGCAUAUCUGGUCGGACAACGCGCGCUGAUGCGAUACAAAAUCAACGCUGGCAAUAAAGGCAACCAACCCGCCGCGAAGCAUCUAUGUAUCCAAGACCCAACAAACCACCUGAACGACGCUGGCCUGCGCUGUCUUCGCACCGCAGAGUUGCAAAAGACGCUAUCACAACUACAUCGUGACCUGCAGUCGGCUCUGCAGAGGUGGGAUGACGGUGAUCGAGGCAUUGAUAGCUACAGUAUUCUCGGUCAGAUAUUGUCACAUGCCAGCUUUGAUAAUUUGCUUCGGAGAAGAAAGAUGCUGAGCGAAUGA
Talaromyces atroroseus is the source of this 1680-nucleotide messenger RNA. RefSeq lists its product as hypothetical. The coding region runs from base 1 to 1680 and encodes 559 amino acids. Gene Ontology annotation, molecular function: poly(A) RNA polymerase activity; mRNA binding. NCBI's taxonomy places the organism in Eukaryota, Fungi, Ascomycota, Eurotiomycetes, Eurotiales, Trichocomaceae. The transcript is spliced from 2 exons. The record is from RefSeq and is a predicted model, not a curated record. Gene Ontology annotation, cellular component: nucleolus; TRAMP complex. Gene Ontology annotation, biological process: RNA 3'-end processing.